AUGGCGACAUCAGCAACUUUGCUUAACUAUUACCCCAGAUUUAGCUUCAGAAGUGGAAGCUCAGGCUCCAAUCCGAAAUCUUCCUGUUCUUCUUCAUCUUCGUCGUCGUGUUCGUCUUCGCCGUAUUGUUCGUCUUCCGAUAACAGGCAGGGUUUCAAUUGGAGUCUCUUCAAUUUUUCCGGCAUAUCCAGUAUUUGGGAACAUAAAAACCAUAGAGCCGCAACUACGAGUACAACUCAAGGAAACGACGUGUCACCAAUGGAGAUAAUUAAUGAGAAAGAUGAACCUAGCCACCUCCUUGUUCUUGUUCAUGGCAUCAUGGGAAGCCCAAGUAACUGGACCUAUGCAGAAGCAGAGUUGAAGAGGCGUCUGGGAAGAAACUUUUUAAUCUACGCAAGUUCAUGCAACACUUACACUAAAACCUUCGCUGGGAUUGAUGGAGCUGGAAAACGAUUAGCGGAUGAAGUCAUGGAACUUGUAAGACAAACUGAGAGCCUUGAAAGGAUAUCCUUUUUAGCCCAUUCUCUUGGUGGAUUGAUUGCAAGAUAUGCAGUUGCUGUUCUUUACAAACCAAAUGCCUCAAGUAGUAAUCAGUAUGAUGAUCUAGCUACUUCGAAAAAUGCAAACUCAGAAACAGCUUGGUCCUUGAGUCGAGGUAUGAUUGCUGGGCUGGAGCCAAUCAAUUUUAUUACCUUGGGGACACCACAUUUAGGAGUGAGAGGGAAGAAGCAGGUUCGUUCUUGUGGGAAUAGCUUCUAGUUCUGAUUUCAUUACCAGAUGAUUGUUAUUUAAUGCUGACACUAUUCUUGGGUCAUCUUUUUCUUAAAUACAUCUGUAAGUUGCACUUUUUACAUUCAAAAUUUGCAUCAUAUUACUAAAAAUAUUGGUUUCUUUUGAUGAAGAAAGAGCAUGAAGUUGAAUUUUAUUACUGGUGGUCAUUUGGUCCAAGUGGAUUGGCUCAUUGUUUUUCUUCCGUGGAUAAUAAAGUCAACUCAUGUCAAGUGAGUUCCAUUUGUAAUGAAAAAUUUAGCUGUUUGGCUCUGGUUGAGUGACAAAGUUCUUUAAUUGUACGUUUUUAUAUCGGUUUUGAAAAUCUUAUACCUGACAUUUACUCAUUAUGCAGUUUUUGAGAGCUCUCAAUGGUUUUAAUUGAUCUAAGGUCUUUGACAUUUAUAUCUUAUGCCAUUGGCUUCUGUUAAGAAUAGUAGGGUAGUAUGUGUAAUUUG
This is a messenger RNA of Ilex paraguariensis (yerba mate), 1226 nucleotides long. The record is from the annotation of a GenBank genome assembly. Lineage: Eukaryota; Viridiplantae; Streptophyta; Magnoliopsida; Aquifoliales; Aquifoliaceae.